Molecule: messenger RNA, 2058 nt
Organism: Soboliphyme baturini
Lineage: Eukaryota; Metazoa; Nematoda; Enoplea; Dioctophymatida; Soboliphymatidae
Source: the annotation of a GenBank genome assembly
AUGGCCGCAGAAGGGUACCUCGAUUCACUGAACACAUGGGUCCCGGAGAGCGAUAUCUUGGCGUUCAAGACCGCUUUCUACUGCACCCUGUUCGGUGUGUUCACUUGCGUCAGCUUCGCGGCUCUGCUCUCCGUUUACAUGCUGUUGCGUAACUUCCUGAAGCCGAUCUUGUGGGCCGUAAUGUGCGGCUGUGCCCUGUUCCCGAUGAAGAAGGGUCUUUCGAAGAUCCUCACUUCCUGGCUGAACGGCCUGAAGGAAAACAACACUCCGUUGCUGUUGGGCGUCGUUGUCGCCCCUCUGAAGAUCAUGGAUCGUUGUUCGUCGUCACUUGUCGACCUAGUGCUGAAGAAGUCGAUCAUGAAGUUGAUUCUGGCAUGUGUCCUAGUACGAUACCUGUUCGCAAUGCUCACCUACGACGCAGUCUUGACAAUGGCAACGUGGUCAUGGGCCUUUUUCGAUAGCAUCAUCGACUUGGGAUCCAGUUCUUGGAGCAUAGUUUUGGCUGCCCUUCUCGGAGUUGGCUGUGUCUGCUGCUUCCUGUUCGCUCGUGACUUCAACAAGGAUCUACUUCGAUACACGUUUUUAUCCACAUGGUUCGUCGCUUUCUGCGCUUUCGUGAAGUUGUUUUAUCCGGUUCACAUGUUGGUCGCGUUUGUACUGAUCGCAUUGUUGUUGGUCAUGAAGAUGGAUAUCAAUUUAUCCUUCUUUUCCGUUCCAAAAUCGCCCACAAAGUCCAGUACACCGCCGGUGAAUUUUUCGGACUACUGCAUGGAGAUGAUGCUCGGCGUUUCGAUCAUAAUGUUUGUGAUCAAGCAUCCGACGUUGUUGGUGGUUUUUGCGCUGUUGCUGUUCUACGGCAUGUUGAAACGAACCGUGGAGGAAACUCUUCAGAUCAUUGAAAUUACCCAAGGCUCGGUGGAUCUCAUUGCAACCGCCACUGUCAUCGUGAUGCUUUUGGUAUCUGCUUCGCUUUUGGGUGCUUUCCUUUUCGUUCAGCUGAACAACGAAAUCGUACACAUUAUUACGGUGAUGGGCAGCAUUACGCAGCAGAACGGCAAACUCUCGGAGCUGGUAUCGAAUUUUCUGAAAAUGCAGGGUAAUGAAUCGCUGGCUGACAGUGUAUAUCUUCAUUCCCGAACGUGGCUGACUGCCCAAUCACGCAACCUGGCUGGCAAAGAUGAUUUGGAAAAGGCAGACCUCAUAGAAAGCCAUGUCAAAAUGUUACUCGACAAGCUCUACAUGAGAUUCAACUCUGGCUCUGAGGCAUAUCCGACAAAGCAGGACGUAGCGAUGCCAAAUUUCUGGAAGUUUCUUACGUCCUUGAACGUCAUGGACAUGAUCCAGGAAAACUUGAACCUGCUCAGUUCGGUCAUGCAGACCGCCUGGCUGGUCAUCAAGGUCAAUAUGGAUAUCGCCUUCAUGUGCUUCAGUACGAUGUUCACGUUCAUAAUCGACCUUGGGUUCGACAUCGUCCGUUUUUUGCUGCAAAUUGUGAUUUUCCUCACUUGCUUCUGUUACCUGCUGGCUUUCAGUGGUAAUGAGUUCCUUCCCCUCGAGUGGGCACUCAGUCUUAUUCCGGUGAUACCCGCGAUCCAGUCGAACAAGUAUCUUCUGCUGAAAGCGGUUCAGCGUUCGGUCAGGAAGGUAUUCAUCAUAACGUUCAAAAUGGCAACAUUCUAUGGUUUUUACCUGUGGUUUCUGUAUUCACUGUUUGACUUGACCGUCAGUGUCAUUCCUACAGUCAGUGCAUCGGUGCUAGCCGCUGUUCCGUUUGUCGCACCGUACUGGGCGUGUCUGCCCGGGGUGUUGGAGUUAUGGCUGAUUAAGGGGAACAGCAUCCUGGCGAUUGGUCUAGCCGUGUCGUCGUUUGUACCGUCGUUCAUCGUUGACCCGUACUUUUACGAAGAGCUCAAUGGAUCCCAUCCGUACCUGACGGGUUUGUCGAUCGUUGGAGGCCUAUACUGGCUGGGCUUCGAAGGAGCAAUUUUUGGCCCGAUACUCUUAUGCUGUUUGUUUUCGCUGGUCAACAUCUGCAGGGACGUCGUUGCUAAUACAUAA